AUGCCUAUCUCAAAGAAAGACCGCCGCACCCGCGAGCACAAGAAGGGCGACGCAGCAGGCACCCGCGCCGCUGUCCGUCCCAACGGCACACCUGUCAAGGCCCCGAAGCCCACGAGCAUCUGCCAAAACUGCCGCAAGGAAAUCGUCAGCACUAUGCGCGUGCAGCUCGAAGAUCACGCCUCGACCCACUCCGGCGAGUGGACCAAGGAGAAGUGCUGGCCGAACGAUUUCCCGGCCGAGGGCGCUGCUGGUGCCGCCACGACCUAA
Mytilinidion resinicola is the source of this 267-nucleotide messenger RNA. RefSeq lists its product as uncharacterized. NCBI's taxonomy places the organism in Eukaryota, Fungi, Ascomycota, Dothideomycetes, Mytilinidiales, Mytilinidiaceae. The record is from RefSeq and is a predicted model, not a curated record. The transcript has 3 exons. Bases 1 to 267 code for a protein of 88 amino acids.